Messenger RNA from Nycticebus coucang (slow loris), 2120 nucleotides. RefSeq names its product Ras related GTP binding B (gene RRAGB). Bases 552 to 1676 code for a protein of 374 amino acids. The record is from RefSeq and is a predicted model, not a curated record. Gene Ontology annotation, cellular component: nucleus; Gtr1-Gtr2 GTPase complex; lysosome. Gene Ontology annotation, molecular function: GTPase activity; GTP binding. NCBI's taxonomy places the organism in Eukaryota, Metazoa, Chordata, Mammalia, Primates, Lorisidae. Gene Ontology annotation, biological process: cellular response to amino acid stimulus; regulation of autophagy; positive regulation of TOR signaling. The transcript has 11 exons.
GCCACGUGAUCCUGGCCUGCAGUUCUGGGCUGCGGUGAGGUACCUGGACUCUGGAAGGGCGGGCGGUUAGGUCAUAAUCGCUGCCCGCCGACGGACUAUCCCGGGCUGCCAGGUUUAGGAGCAACGAGCUGGCUCAGGUGUUCUCUUCUUAGUGCCUAACGCACGGGUCAGCUCUUUUUGCUGGCGCCGCGGUCCCCACCUCUUUGCGGUGAAGUUACCUUUGGGUUUUGAGACCUCGGGGCCUGAAUCCCAAACUUGAGCCAAACUCCCAAAUCACAUCUCUUUUUCUCUCAUCCUCCAUCUUUGCCUUUGUACCACGGAAUAACUUGGGUUUUGAGCUGGCCGGCUCAGAUUUGCCCUGGAGGCCAACUAAGGGCGGUAAAGGUAACCUUGGGGAACGCGGCCCCCCAGUGGACAAAGGCUGAGGCAAAAAUAGCAUAGGCCUAAGAGCCGCAGGCGGAUGAGAAUAGGUGAUUGAAGACGUAAGGAGAAAACAAACGAACAAAAAAAUACUGCGGAUUUAGAAGGGUCUGGAAAGGACUUGUUGCACAAUGGAAGAAUUUGACUCUGAGAAAAAGAUGGAGAAAGAAAAUCUGGGGCCGAGAACGGAUUCUCCACUAGGGGAGCCGGAUGGAUCGCUUGGGUGGGUGCUACCAAAUACAGCUAUGAAGAAAAAGGUGCUAUUGAUGGGUAAAAGUGGGUCUGGUAAGACCAGCAUGAGGUCUAUUAUCUUUGCAAAUUAUAUUGCCAGAGAUACUCGGCGCCUUGGUGCAACAAUACUAGACCGUUUACAUAGUCUUCAAAUUAAUAGCAGUUUGAGCACCUACUCUCUCGUAGACUCUGUUGGAAAUACAAAGACAUUCGAUGUAGAACAUUCUCAUGUUCGAUUUCUGGGAAACCUGGUAUUGAACCUGUGGGAUUGUGGUGGGCAAGACACCUUCAUGGAAAAUUAUUUCACUAGCCAACGGGACAACAUCUUCCGAAAUGUGGAGGUUCUGAUUUAUGUCUUUGAUGUGGAGAGCCGUGAACUGGAAAAGGACAUGCAUUAUUACCAGUCAUGCCUAGAGGCUAUUCUGCAGAACUCCCCAGAUGCCAAAAUAUUUUGCUUGGUACACAAAAUGGAUCUGGUACAGGAAGAUCAACGGGACCUGAUUUUUAAAGAACGAGAAGAAGACCUGAGGCGUUUGUCUCGCCCACUGGAAUGUUCUUGUUUCCGAACAUCUAUCUGGGAUGAAACUCUUUAUAAGGCUUGGUCCAGCAUUGUUUAUCAGCUGAUUCCUAAUGUUCAGCAACUGGAAAUGAACCUAAGGAAUUUUGCCGAAAUUAUCGAGGCUGAUGAAGUACUUCUGUUUGAGAGAGCUACUUUUCUGGUGAUUUCUCACUAUCAGUGUAAAGAGCAGCGUGAUGCCCAUAGAUUUGAGAAAAUCAGCAACAUUAUUAAGCAGUUUAAGCUGAGCUGCAGCAAAUUGGCUGCCUCUUUCCAAAGUAUGGAAGUCAGGAACUCUAACUUUGCUGCUUUCAUUGACAUAUUUACAUCCAACACUUAUGUGAUGGUUGUGAUGUCUGAUCCAUCUAUUCCUUCUGCAGCUACUCUGAUCAACAUUCGCAAUGCCAGGAAACAUUUUGAAAAGCUGGAAAGAGUGGAUGGACCAAAGCAGUGUCUUCUUAUGCGUUAGACAAUGCAGAAUAUUGUUUUACACAAGAAAAACACUUUUUAAAAUCUUAAUGUUAUGUUCAUGUAUGUAGGCUCUGAAGUGUUAAAAUGCUUACCAUUAGUGUAUUUCUUCAUGUAUUUCUUCUCUGCUUCCCAGUCCUAGUGUUUAAUCUUGAGUGCUAUUUGCUUAAAUAGCCAUUGAGUAGUUAGAAGAUGAAUUGUUCAUGAACUUGGUAUAACAUAAAAGUAAAUGAUAUGUUAAGUGUUCUGAUAACAAGAUUCUAAUAAUGCUUAGGUAUUCUGAUGACUUUGUUCCAAUAGUUGUGUAUGCAAAUACCUUUCUCAGCAUUGUUUUGUGUUCCUUAUCAGAUAGUAAGUAAUACGUUAGUGGAAUAUUUACUGUUUCUCAGCAUGCAUUAAAAAUAUUCCUUAACUUCAAUUGUAAAUAAACUUUUGCUGUUAGGGA